Molecule: messenger RNA, 840 nt
Organism: Rhipicephalus sanguineus (brown dog tick)
Lineage: Eukaryota; Metazoa; Arthropoda; Arachnida; Ixodida; Ixodidae
Exons: 6
Coding region: 155-835 (226 amino acids)
Biological process (GO): symbiont-mediated perturbation of host defenses
Molecular function (GO): amine binding
Source: RefSeq, a predicted model, not a curated record
AGAACGGGCACGUCGCCGCACUAGGGCCAGUUUGUGGACAGACAAGGUGCACACCAGUGGUUAAAGGGAAUACCCGGUAAUAUUUUCAACAUUUGCCUGAACACGUGUAAACACAACGGUGAUAUUUACAAGAAAACUGGAGGAGGUGUCGACGAUGAUGCACUGUGUUUUAGAAGUGCGCCAGAUACAGGCAAUUCUUAUCAUUGUGGGAAUGUCUUUAUUUAUAGAAGUGAGCGACGCGGGGAAAACUGACAGCAAAAAAGUUCUCCCUAUUGUAACGGUAUUCAACACAACUCAGAGGUUAUGGUUGUACUGGAAAAAUUCCACGAACAACAUUAUCGAAAUGGAGGAAUCGCAAGAGUCCAGCCAGCUUGAUUAUAAGCCGACGCCGAAGUGUACAUUUAUUAAGAAACAUAAUAUUAGCGAAAAUGACAUCUACUUCUGGUGGGCCACAAUGAUGAUGAACAAAAUGGUGCGUGUUCCUUGCUACGGGAACUUCUCUUCAGGAGGUAGUGAAAGUCUUGGAUCUAUGGACACUUGGGUCCUAUAUGUUGAAGAAGGGCCAUCCCCAUUUCAAAAGAUGACGCUCAUGUACACGGAAAAGAACUGCAGCGUGUUUUUUGUUACGCCUAUGGCGGAUGGCGCUGCCACAGGUUGCGAACUGUACGUCCGAAAUAAAGCGAUUUCUGAAGGGCCUUCGAAGAAUUGCUCGGAGUAUUACAAUAAUCACUGCAAGAACAGCACUGUGGUGUACAAUUCUACGUGUCAAACUGAAGUUGAAAAAAUACAAGAUUUUAACAAAUGGAUGUAUUCGCAGCUGAUGAGCUACGAUUGAAAAUA